AUGCCUUCACCAGAAGAAGCUUUUGAGGCUAUGGUUGCUGAGGGAGAUACGCUAAAAAUUCAUGGUGAAGCAGAUGACACUAUUCCCAGCUCUCCAGCCACAAAAUCAAUCUCGCCAACGUCAACCGCUACUGCACUACGUCGCUACAUCAAUAAGAUUGAGAAAUCAAUUGACGGUAUAAAGAAUAUAUUAGACGAAGCAAGUUCAGGCCUCUCACGGCGUAUAAAAGUGGUUAAUCAAGGCAGCCUUACUUUAGCCGAAUUAGGCGAUCUACACCGUGAGAGCUUUGCGAAGUCGUUGGUGGACUGUCAAAUCUUUUUACACGAUGCUUCAUCUUUUUUGGCCCUUGAGCCCGGGCCGACUCCCAACCGCCAGGUGGGGGGAGGCGAAGCGAUGGGUAGUAUUCCACACGUGGACGCUUCUCCACUGUCAUAG
Molecule: messenger RNA, 435 nt
Organism: Talaromyces atroroseus
Lineage: Eukaryota; Fungi; Ascomycota; Eurotiomycetes; Eurotiales; Trichocomaceae
Exons: 3
Coding region: 1-435 (144 amino acids)
Source: RefSeq, a predicted model, not a curated record